AUGGACUGGAGGUAUAGCUCAGACAGUAGAACACCUGCUUUCCUGCUUUGCAAGCGUGUAAGCCCUAAGUUCAAAUGCCAUCCCUAACAAAAAACUUAAUCAUUUGCUUCAAGGCUGGGAUUACAGGCCUGUAGUACCACAUCCAGCUGUCCUAUAGCUUAUAAACAAACCUGAUCGAUUUGAGGAUCCAGUUAAGAGAUCUUCCUGAGUUCCCUGGCCUAGGAUUUGUAAAGACCACUUUUCUUAAAGGGCCCAGACUUGGGUGUAUUUCCUGUUUUCUAAGAUUCUCCCGUCUCUGGCCACCCUUUCACCGAAUUUCCAGCACUUCCCGAGUUCACAAAUUAUAGACUGCUACCACUGUUUAUGAUCCUCUUCUUUGAAGUAUCUUCAGUCCCUCUGAGCUCUGGGCCUCCUCUUCCUGGUUGGGGCUGGCUUUUGCUCUGUGCCUUGCCAGUAACAGGUUCCUAACCCUGUCUUACUAGUGGCCGUGGUGCAUAGGCAGACUGCAGCCUCCCAUCCUUCACCCAGUCCACUCCUUCCUGGGCUGUUACACAGACCUGGGGACGUUGUGACUAUGGCUGCUUCCCCUGUCACCUCUGCCCCCCAGUUUGUUUUCUGUCACCUUUUUGAUGUGAUCACUCUGAUAGUGACUAAAGUCUUGGUUACAGCAAAUGAGAUACAAGCAGCCGUGGACAUAGCUGAGUAACCUGCAGUGACUUGGGGCAAUCCUGGGAGGCCACUACUUUUGCUUAGAAAUUUGUGAAGAUGUAGCUGUUUGUCCAGGGCUACUUCUGCAUUCUAACUGUAGGAUCUGUUAACUCUGUUUUUAAUGAAGUAUAUCUUGGGAGUCACUGGUGUAUUUUAGCUGUGAAAGCCAUUUCUGCAUCUCUACUGAGUCCAAGGCCUUUCCUUGGUGUGGCCCCUAGACCCCUGACAAAACAUCUGGGCUUAGACACCAACACGGGCACGGCCAGCUGUUCAUUGCCCUUGCUUCAGCCUUGGCCUCAAAAACUGCUUGGGGCUUUAGAAGACAGUCUUUUCUCUAAGUGCCUGUUAGGCAGACACGGCGGGUUUAGUCUGCAUUUUCUGUGUCCCGCACAGCUAAAGAAUUGCUGGGCGCUCAGAGGCAAGGCUGGACUAACCAGUUCUGGGGUCCAGGAAUUGUUUUCCCAAUGUACAUCACAGGCCAAACUGGAACCACAGGACACAAUCCCUUAUCCACAUAAUCCAGCCCUAAAGCAGCCUUGGGGGGACGGAUUUCACUUUAAGUCAGGAGUAUUUUCUUAACCUUUGUUGGAAGUGGGAUCAGAGUGGGAACCUCGAUGUAUGUGUGUUUCUCCUGCUGGAGCCAGGCAGAUUACAGGUGCAUCACAGGAGCCUUGAAUGCAGUGCCCCUGCACGGACAGUCCAGAACCCACCACCAGGGUGGAUACCUGGGGCUGUCCUGAGCAAGCCUGGGCUGGUAACUCACAGGGUGCUGUGUUUAGGUGGAUGGGGGUGCAGUGAGCCUUUACUAAGUGCCCUUUGACCCUAGUUUGUGUUUAAUCUGCAAAUUGGUCUCAAGGUUUUCUGUCCCCCUCUGUGGCUGAGCGAGGGCUGGGCCAUCGUGUGGGGGGGGUGCAGGGCCAUUCCCUCAGCACGUGAUCCCCGCCCGGGUAACACUGGCCAGGGUGCAAGUUGAGGCCCCAGCAGCGUCUUGGGUGCUCUGUAGGGAUCAGAUUUCCUGGGGGGGGGGGUUGGCUCUGGCAGAGUGACCUUCGGAGUCGCGUCCCAGGCCAUGGAGUGGAGGUGGCUGCUCGGCUGGUCCCUGGGCGACGCAGCGACAGGAAAGCGCCCCAAGCUAGUUUGAGUUGCUGCGGUCGCUUUAAGACGCGUCCGGCGGGUUGGGGGCGGGCCUUGAGGCCCCUCCCACCGAGGCGGAGUCUAGAAGGACCCGCCCCCGGGGUGCGCGGGCGCGCGGUGGCACUUUGAACCGGGCUCUCGGCCGUUGCGGCCGGAGUCGUGGUCCGGACCGGGUUCAAGGGAACCGGCAGCCGCUGCUCCGGCCAUGGCGGCCGAGGAGCGCGUGUCGCGCUGGUACUUCGGGGGUCUGGCCUCCUGCGGGGCCGCCUGCUGCACGCACCCACUGGACCUGCUCAAGGUGCACCUGCAGACACAACAGGAGGUGAAGAUGCGGAUGACCGGCAUGGCGCUGCAGGUGGUGCGCUCUGACGGCAUCUUGGCACUCUACAACGGCCUGAGCGCCUCGCUGUGCAGACAGAUGACCUACUCCCUGACAAGGUUCGCCAUCUAUGAGACCGUGCGAGACCGCAUGUCCAAGGACAGCCAGGGGCCUCUUCCCUUCUACAGCAAGGUGCUGCUGGGUGGCUUCAGCGGUUUAACUGGAGGCUUUGUGGGGACCCCUGCAGACUUGGUCAAUGUCAGGAUGCAGAACGACAUGAAACUGCCCCUGAGCCAGCGACGCAACUAUGCACACGCCCUGGAUGGCCUGUACCGCGUGGCCCGCGAAGAGGGUCUGAAGAAGCUGUUUUCAGGCGCGACCAUGGCAUCCAGCCGUGGGGCCCUUGUCACUGUGGGGCAGCUCUCCUGUUAUGACCAGGCCAAGCAGCUGGUCCUCAGCACUGGAUACCUGUCCGACAACAUUUUCACUCACUUUCUCGCCAGCUUCAUUGCAGGUGGUUGUGCCACAUUCCUGUGCCAGCCCCUGGACGUGCUGAAGACCCGUCUGAUGAACUCCAAGGGCGAGUAUCAGGGUGUUCUCCACUGUGCCAUGGAGACAGCAAAAGUUGGACCACUGGCCUUUUUCAAGGUGUGGUGGGGUGGCAGGGACGAUGUGUUCCGGGCAGUGGGACCAUGUCCCUCUGGGCUCUCCACAUCUCCAUCUCCUGUGUCUCCACCCAGGGCCUCUUUCCCGCCGCCUUCCGUCUCGUCCCCCACACUGUGCUUACUUUUGUGUUUCUGGAACAACUGCGGAAAAAUUUUGGCAUCAAAGUGCUGACCUGACCUGACGGCACAGGGACAGCUGGGCUGUGCCUGGCUACCACCCCAGGCUCUUUGGAAUCCUCCUUCCCUUCCCAUCCCUUGGGCUCCUGCCCUGCCUGGGCCAGGGCUCACUCCAGUGGCCUUUGUUCCCUCCCUGCACCCACUGGAGUGAGUGGCAUGUCCACUUCACCUGCUCUGGAGUCCUUCUCACUAAAUGUUUGCCUCGUUCUUUCUUCCCCAGUGAUGAUUCACUCAGGAGAAAGGCGAAGAGCAGUCCCCAGGCUGGUCCUCACCCUGCCCAGGCGCUUGCAUGGUUCUGCCCAGUGAGCAGUUAAGAACUGGGCUGAAGCUCCAUCUUCCAGCAGCUUCCACCCAUGACUUGAGUGGCAGGGUGGGUGUGUGGACCGCAGCAGCUGCCCACCAGACUGCGUGAGCAAGUGCACUCUUAAGUCAUGAGAGGGACAUAGCUGUAGCAGCCAUGAAGACCCUGCCCCAGGAGAAGGAGACACCAUUUGGAACACCAGCAAGUGCCAGAAUGGGAGGGUCCAGGGUAGGCAUCUGAGGUCUCUGUGCACCCCGCCCUCCCAUGUCCAGCUCCAGCUGCUUAACGGUCAGUUUUGCUGAGGCUUCUCAAUGCCAGCAGGCUGCUGCUGUCUUCAGGGGCUGCAUUCUCCCCUCCCAGCUCCUUGGGAAUGAGGCCACAAUGUUGGAGGCCACACUGGCAGAGGUGGGGGCAGCAGAGGGCAGAGAACCCUCUAUGGUUUUUCUCCCCGUGUAGCAGGUGGUCACCCUCACAGUCUCCUAGCAGCCAAAAAAAA
Molecule: messenger RNA, 3800 nt
Organism: Castor canadensis (American beaver)
Lineage: Eukaryota; Metazoa; Chordata; Mammalia; Rodentia; Castoridae
Source: RefSeq, a predicted model, not a curated record